Nymphalis io (European peacock) is the source of this 2545-nucleotide messenger RNA. It is a transcript of the gene Cyp18a1, whose product is annotated as cytochrome P450 18a1. NCBI's taxonomy places the organism in Eukaryota, Metazoa, Arthropoda, Insecta, Lepidoptera, Nymphalidae. Gene Ontology annotation, cellular component: cytoplasm; intracellular membrane-bounded organelle. The transcript is spliced from 6 exons. Gene Ontology annotation, biological process: xenobiotic metabolic process. Gene Ontology annotation, molecular function: iron ion binding; heme binding; oxidoreductase activity, acting on paired donors, with incorporation or reduction of molecular oxygen, reduced flavin or flavoprotein as one donor, and incorporation of one atom of oxygen. Bases 147 to 1766 code for a protein of 539 amino acids. The record is from RefSeq and is a predicted model, not a curated record.
AGUGCACAGACGACACUCGCACGCGGUAUACGAUCAUAGUGUUCAGGAUACCGCACCGCCGCGAUUAAUACUCCGCGAACUAAUGUUAUGUUUAGUUGAUUAUAAAUAAAAAAAUAUCGUUACGAAAAUACAAAACGCGUUUCAUAAUGAUAACAAUGCUUUCAAACUCUAAACUGUUGUGGGGUCUGUGGCAAGUGGUGAGCUGCUAUUCUUCGCGUACAACAGUGAUGUUGCUGACCGUUUGCGUGACAUUUUUGGCUAUGCGACUAAUAAACUUAGUGCGUGAAAACCGUAAACUGCCGCCUGGGCCAUGGAGUCCACCCGUCGUCGGUUACCUGCCAUUCCUUGGUGUUCGUCAUAAAACAUUUUUGGAGCUUGCUAGAAACUAUGGUGCGCUGUUCUCCGCUCGUCUCGGGAACCAGCUAAUGGUUGUGUUGAGUGACUACAAGUUAAUUAGAGAAGCUUUUCGUCGAGAGGAGUUCACCGGCCGUCCUAGUUCUCCAUUAAUGCACAUAUUAGAUGGAUUAGGUAUCAUCAAUAGCGAGGGCAACCUGUGGAAAAACCAACGUCGAUUCUUACACGAAAAACUGCGUGAGUUUGGCAUGACUUACAUGGGCAAUGGCAAAAAAAUUAUGGAAACGAGAAUUAAGAAUGAAGUUAAUGAACUAAUAGCGAACCUACAACGUGCAGACGGUGCACCGGUAGAUGCAAACCCGAUACUGGCUCUUGGCAUAUCUAAUGUGAUCUGCGGUAUUACUAUGUCAGUUCGCUUUAGCCACGGAGACGCGCGCUUUACACGACUUAAUCAAUUAAUUGAAGAAGGCAUGAGACUCUUUGGAGAAAUUCAUUACGGAGAAUAUAUCCCACUGUAUAAUUAUCUUCCCGGUAAAGCUUUAAUUCAAGAAAAGGUAGCGAAAAACCGUGAAGAAAUGUUUGAUUUUUAUCAAACAUUGAUUGAUGAACAUCGCAGUACUCUUGACAUUAAUAAUGUCAGAGAUCUGAUUGACGUUUAUUUAGUUGAAAUAGAAAAAGCUAAAAUUGAAGGAACAGAAGGCGAAUUAUUUGAGGGAAGAGAUAGUGAAUUACAACUUAAACAAAUUCUUGGGGAUCUAUUUUCUGCGGGCAUGGAAACAAUUAAAUCAUCUUUACUGUGGAUGAUUGUUUUCAUGCUAAGAAACCCGGAUGUAAAGAGACGUGUUCAAGAAGAACUCGACUCAGUCAUCGGGCGCGAGCGCUUGCCUACUAUCGCAGACAUGCCUAAUCUUCCUUACACAGAAACAACGAUACUUGAGACAUUACGAAUAUCGAGUAUAGUCCCAUUGGCAACUACACAUUCUCCUACAAAAGAUGUUCAUCUCAAUGGCUACAAAAUUCCGGCGGGUUCCCAGGUCGUACCACUUAUUAACUGUGUUCAUAUGGACCCAAACUUGUGGGAUGAACCGAAUAAGUUUAACCCGAGCAGAUUCACAGAUGAGAAUGGGAAAAUUAAGCGGCCUGAAUUUUUCAUGCCUUUUGGAGUUGGACGGCGAAUGUGUUUGGGUGAUGUUUUAGCUCGUAUGGAAAUGUUCAUGUUCUUCGCGAGUAUGAUGCAUCAGUUCGAUAUGCAAACAGAGGAAGGUGCUGCUCCACCGUCUCUUGAAGGAACCGUCGGUGCCACGAUCGCCCCGGAAAAUUUCCGCGUGAAGUUCGUACCUCGCGCGCCUCCCGCUCCACCUGCUGUAGUCCUGCAUGAUCACCCGCACUUGCGCCAUGUCGGCGCCCACUAAGCGCAUCGCUUACAUUGCCACAAUAUACCCACCAGUAUUCCAUGAUCACUCGUUUUAGAGCGCAUCGAUGACAAUUUAAUUUAGUUAUUAUUAAGUAACGAUAUCGCUACGGCGAAGGUCGAGGCUGUGCAUAAAGUGUUCAAUAAAAUAUUAAACCGAACUUUAAAUUUAGUUCCACUAAAAUUCCCAUCGUUGAGAUUGUCAAUUGUUAUUUUAUAACUUCAGUAUUAUGUAUAGAUUUUCGAUCUAUGAGAUCUUUGUGAAUCGUACACAUCGAAUGAAGCAGUUUCGUAUUAAAAUGUAGUUAGUUCACUGACAUCAUAAGCUCUAGUUUCCUAUACCAAAAUAUAUGUAUAUUGUAAAACGUUAUUUAUUCAUAGGUACCACUUGCGAGUGUUUUCUGUUGAGUGUGAUCUCAUGUAUGAAUAAAUUAGUAUUUUUUUAAGGUAUGUAAGUGUUCAUUUUUAAAUUUCUAGUUAAAUAUGUACCUAUCAUGAGUAAUAUACUAAGUAACAUUCCAUGGUAGAGUAGAAACCAGCAACUAGUCUAAGAGCGGUAACAUUUGUCGCCAUAAGUAUAUUCUUAAAUUACAUAAUUUAAUGACAGUUAUUGCAAUAGUGUUUUUCAAAUAUUUCAAAAGACAUUGUUAGCAACAAAGUUGCCUUUCAUAGCAUAGAAACGAUGGAUUGUACUAUCUUUGACCCUCGCUUUGUAAAUAUCGCAUUAUUUUUAAUGAAUUACAAAUUGUAUUUUAAAAUAAACGAUAAUAAUUUCUUAAA